Sturnus vulgaris (Common starling) is the source of this 4526-nucleotide messenger RNA. RefSeq names its product SCY1 like pseudokinase 2 (gene SCYL2). Gene Ontology annotation, biological process: protein phosphorylation. The record is from RefSeq and is a predicted model, not a curated record. Gene Ontology annotation, molecular function: protein kinase activity; ATP binding. Lineage: Eukaryota; Metazoa; Chordata; Aves; Passeriformes; Sturnidae.
GGUGCUGCGCCGGUAGCUUCCCGCGGGCUCAGGAUAAGCCAUUGGUGCAAAUUGAAACGAUGGAGUCCAUGCUGAAUAAGCUGAAGAGCACUGUCACAAAGGUGACAGCUGAUGUCACCAGUGCAGUCAUGGGAAAUCCUGUUACCAGGGAAUUUGAUGUUGGGCGACAUAUUGCCAGUGGGGGUAAUGGUCUUGCUUGGAAGAUAUUUAAUGGAACUAAAAAAUCAACAAAGCAGGAAGUGGCUGUUUUUGUCUUUGAUAAGAAGCUAAUAGACAAGUACCAAAAAUUUGAAAAAGAUCAGAUUAUUGAUUCCUUAAAACGAGGUGUUCAACAGCUGACUAGGCUUCGACACCCUAGACUACUCACUGUUCAACAUCCAUUAGAAGAAUCCAGGGAUUGCUUGGCAUUUUGUACAGAACCAGUCUGUGCAAGUUUAGCUAAUGUUCUUGGCAGCUGGGACAAUCUACCUUCUCCUUUACCAUCAGACAUUAAAGAAUACAAACUUUAUGACGUGGAGACCAAAUAUGGUUUGCUUCAGGUUUCUGAAGGUUUGUCAUUUUUGCAUAGCAGUGUCAAAAUGGUCCAUGGAAAUGUUACUCCUGAAAAUAUAAUUUUGAAUAAGAGUGGAGCAUGGAAAAUUAUGGGCUUUGAUUUUUGUAUCCAAUCAACAAAUCCAUCUGAACAGGAGCCGAAGUUCCCUUGUAAGGAAUGGGAUCCAAACUUGCCAUCCUUGUGUCUUCCAAAUCCUGAGUACCUGGCACCAGAAUAUAUUCUCUCUGUGAGCUGUGAGACAGCUAGUGAUAUGUACUCUCUGGGAGCUGUUAUGUAUGCAGUGUUUAAUAAAGGGAAACCAAUUUUUGAAGUCAACAAACAAGAUAUUUAUAAAAGCUUUAGUAGACAGCUGGACCAGCUGAGCCGUUUAAGCUCCAGUACUCUUCAGAACAUCCCCGAGGAGGUGCGUGAGCAUGUAAAGCUACUCCUCAACGUAGCUCCAGCAGUCAGACCAGACGCAGAUCAAAUGACUAAGAUACCAUUCUUCGAUGAUGUAGGAGCAAUGACUCUUCAGUAUUUUGAUUCAUUAUUUCAAAGAGAUAACCUGCAGAAAUCACAGUUUUUUAAAGGACUACCAAAAGUUCUGCCAAAACUACCUAAGCGUGUUAUAAUUCAGCGAAUUUUGCCUUGCUUGACUUCCGAAUUUGUGAAUCCUGAUAUGGUACCCUUUGUGUUGCCUAAUGUUCUAUUAAUUGCUGAGGAGUGCACCAAAGAAGAAUAUAUCAAGCUCAUUCUACCUGAUCUUGGUCCUGUUUUUAAGCAGCAAGAACCGAUCCAGAUAUUGUUAAUCUUCCUGCAAAAAAUGGACUUGCUUCUAACCAAAACUCCACCAGAUGAAAUAAAGAACAGCGUUCUACCAAUGGUUUAUAGAGCCUUGGAAGCACCUUCAAUUCAGAUCCAGGAGCUUUGCCUAAACAUAAUUCCCACGUUUGCCAAUUUAAUAGAUUACCCAUCAAUGAAAAAUUCAUUAAUUCCAAGAAUUAAAAAUGCAUGUUUGCAAACUUCUUCUCUUGCUGUCCGGGUAAAUUCACUAGUGUGCUUGGGCAAGAUUUUGGAGUACUUGGAUAAAUGGUUUGUGCUUGACGAUAUUUUACCUUUUCUGCAACAAAUUCCAUCAAAGGAACCUGCAGUACUCAUGGGAAUUUUAGGUAUUUACAAAUGUACAUUUACUCACAAGAAGUUGGGAAUUACCAAAGAACAGCUUGCAGGGAAAGUAUUGCCCCAUCUGAUUCCUCUUAGUAUUGAGAACAAUCUUAAUCUCAAUCAGUUCAAUUCUUUUAUUUGUGUUAUAAGAGAUAUGCUCAAUAGAUUGGAAGCAGAGCAUAAAACAAAACUAGAGCAACUUCAUGUCAUGCAAGAGCAACAGAAAUCCUUGGACAUAGCCAACCAAAUGAGUGGGUCUGAAGAGGCAAGAUCUAGUGGUACAGGCAAUCAGAUUGACAAGGUAUUUAAUAAUGGAACUGACCUUCUAACUAGUGGAUCUGAUAGUAAAGAGAAUGAGAUGUCAUCAGUACAGAGAAAGGCCUCACUUACUCUGGAAGAGAAGCAAAAGUUAGCUAAAGAACAAGAACAGGCACAGAAACUGAAAAGCCAGCAACCUCUUAAGCCCCAGGCAACUACAGUAACACCUCCAGUGAAACAGACAAAAGACUUGACAGAUACCUUGAUAGAUAAUAUGUCAUCUUUGACCAGCCGUCCUAUCAACCAGGCUCAAGUUGCAUCUUCAAACAGCUUUUCCUCCGUUCCUUCUAUGGGUGUUGGAAUGGGAUUUUCAUCACCCAUUGACAAUACAAAGAGAAAUAUGACAAAUGGACUAAAUACAAAUAUGGGGUUUCAGACUGCUGGAUUCACUAUGGGAGCAGGUCUCGCUACUCAGAAUUUCUUCAGUGGUCCAAGUGCAACAGGGGCAACCAAGAUGAACAUUGUACCGCCUGCCAAUAUGCCAAAUUACAGUCCUAUGAGUGCUGCAUCUGCAAUCUCUCCAAUGACACAACAAAACAGACCCCCUGACAUGUCUGCUUUAGAUAAUCUUUUUGGUCCUCAAAAACCCAAAGUUAGCAUGAAGCAGUUGGCUCAGCAGAAAUCAAGCCAGUGGGUUAAUCAGUUUGUGCCACCGCCAGGGUCCCCAAAUGCAAGCAAUACGGCCUUGGGACCUCAGAUGAACAUGAUAGCACAGCCAGGCUUUGGUAUACAGGGUAAUCCUUUCUUUUCUCCUCAGAACUUCGCACAACCAGCAAACACAAUGACAAACAGCAGCUCAGCUAGCAAUGACUUAAAAGAUCUUUUUGGGUAAAAUGUUUCCUUUUCUUCUUUCAAAGAUUGAUGAAAUUUGGAUCAUGGGUAAGCUGAUUAACAUCUUGUUUCGAUUAAUUAAAGUAUGACUUGGGGAAACUUUGAACCCAGCAAAGUAAAGACUUUUGGACAGGAAAAAAGGCUGGUGUUUCAUUCACCUGGUACUGCAGUGGAAUUGUGUAAGUGCAAAGUUAUCUUACAUAUUAAAGAUUUCCUGUCUCUUUACCAACAUGAGAGUGCUGAAGGUAGGAUGCACAUAUUCAACUGAAAAAGAAGAAGUAUAUCAAAAUUAUUUGGAGAUGAACUCAGUCAACCCCUAUGAAAUUUCCUACGAAAUUUUGUUUUUUAUGUUCAGCAAAAAUGCUUAGGGGAUAAUGGCACUAUUGGAUGCAAACCUGGAGAAUUACUCAUGUUGCCUGAAUUUGUAACAAGCUGUCAUUUUGUCCUAUGACAGUUUGCAAAAAGAAAAUUCUUAAUGCUGGUCCAAAAAUUUUGAUAGCCAAAUUAUACAGAGACAACUCUUAACCAAUAACUAUGGGCAAAACUAAGAAGGGAGCAUAUUUUGACUUUCUUCUUUCACGUAAGCUAAUGUAAUGAAUGUAGUAGUAAACUAUAAAAAGCUUCAUCAGGCAUAAGAAGUUGUUCUAAAAUUUGGUUCAAGUUUGGGACAGAGUAAGAACACUGCUUCAAAGGUCAUGCUGGUUUAUAAUCUUUUAUAAUGCCAGAUCCAUGUUACAAGCCCCAUAGCAAAAGCAACAUACCACUUAAGCAGGAUUUUAAAAUACAUGUGGUGAUUUCAUCACAUUUACUAUAUAUUCCAUUGUAUUGGCUAAUAUGGUACUGCUUCUAACUGAUGUGAAAAAAAACUGUAGUAUGAAACCUCACAAAAUGAAUAUAUGUAAAAUUCACAUGUUGAUUGCCCCAACUGUGUAACUAAACACACGAUGUAGUUACACAGAAGUAUCUUGAAUGAAUUAAUAAUUUUUGGCUCAAUUGAGAAGAUGAAAAAGGAUCACCUUAUACAAUUUUCACAGGGUUGUGUGAAAAAGCAGACUGCCAUAAAUUGCCUUGACUAGAGUGAACUAUUUCAUUUUAAUUUUGGUUUAAAUCAAGUCCUUAUGAAGGAUAGAUUGACAUGAAGUGAUUUCUCAAAUAUGGAUUUGUAAGCUCUAGAGUGUAUCAUAAAUACACAGAUAUUUCAGAUCCUUUUUAUUGUAUUACUCUAAAUUCAAUAAAGGUCUCCAGAAAUCCAAAUAGUAGUUUCUUCUACUUCCAGAAGGUGUAUGUUCAGCUUUCCCAUGGUGGAAUCUCUGCUCUGUCAGAUACUACUGUUGGGUUUUAAUGUUUUUCCCUAAGAAUUUCAAAAGCUUUCUUAUCUAGUAUUUUGAAGACUAUAAAUGGUUAUUUUGAGAAGGAAAGAUCUAGUUACUUUUUUUAUGGAAAGCCUACCUGCUUUAUUUUUCAAAGCCUUUCACUGAAGAAACUCUUCUUUUGUUUGCUGCUUAAGAAACCAAAGGGCCUUAUGCUGUAAAUAUGACUUGUAUUUUGUUGUAUGUCACAGUUCUAAGUGGUGAUAGCAUUAAGCAUAUUUUUUAAAUUAUCCUUUAUGUGUUAUAGCUGCUGCAUUAGUCCUAUUAUUUUGAAAUACCUGGGACCAAUAAAUUCAUGGUCUUGAAAACAA